Monascus purpureus is the source of this 4527-nucleotide messenger RNA. The record is from the annotation of a GenBank genome assembly. Lineage: Eukaryota; Fungi; Ascomycota; Eurotiomycetes; Eurotiales; Aspergillaceae.
AUGGCCUCUCGUGGAUCUCCCGGCGUCCUUGGGACCAUCAGCUCAGACGCUUUGAACAAGCUACACAACUCCUCUCACCCAGGCUCGAAGAGACGCAAAAUCGAUCACGAUGGCACCGGAGGCUUAACUAUCAAAUCCUUUAGAAUUCGGCCCCAUGCAGCAGCUCCGUCCGACAAACCCGUUAUUUUAGAUCCAAUUACUCUCUUCCCUCGUUCGCGUUUGCCGCUUUCUUGGCUAGAUAUUUCUUCCGCUCCCUUCUCUUCCGUACCGCAGAUCCAGCAUGGCAGUGCUCUGUUCGUAUCGGAUAUACCCGCGCUAGAGGAAUGUAUGCAGGGUCACACUCUGGAACCCGUUGUACUCAUUACGCGUGCGGUCUCUGACGGUGGUGGGUUGUACGCUGUUGAAAGAGUCAAGAGGAAAUUAUAUGCUCUGACCAUACUUGGACGGGGGGUUGACGAGGGCGACAUCUUUGUUGCGAUUAAGGGAUGGAGAGCACCGUCAGUGGCAGAGCCGGCGAUCGAGUGCGAGUCUCUUAGUUGCGCAAGUGAAGGAACUAGUUGGUGGGAGACAGCGCGGAUUGACGAGCCUGUUGCUGACUCGAAACUAUCCUUGAAGCGGAGUGCAUUUGACGACGUUUCUAUUGUCUUCAGCGGUGGAUCCAAUGAUGAACGGGUCAAUGUGACGGGUUGCCAUUCAUCGCCUCCUGAUAGCACCGGCUUCUCAGCGACUGGAGUCGUAGCUACCAUCAUGGAGAGAAGCUCUAGCGCCGACCUUGGAGCCCCUGUUGUCUCUCGAGAGCAGAGCGAUCCUCUUGUGCCGUCAGCUGAUGCUGGUAGUGAAAAUGUGGACACUCCGCAGUCGGCACAGGAAUUGUUGGACAGUCUGAGAGAACAGUACUUGCAGGCCCUUUAUAUUUCGAAGACGUCUGUCGCGUAUUUUGCUAAAGGUCCUCUGGCACGCUGCCGCGCAGCUUUUCAGCCGUCUGAGCCGGAGGAUUCUAAGAAGCCGUCCGACCUCGUAGCGUUCUAUAGGGAGGCUAUUUUGACGACGAAGAAGAUGGACCUGAAAUACCGGGAAACCCUCCCGUCCACUAUCCGCAACGUCGUGCUGAGCGUUUCUGACGAUGAAGCUAACUCUCACCGGAAGAGGCAUAAGAAUAAAAAGAAGAAAUUAGGAAAGAAUGGUCUAUAUCCCGAGGAAGAGGAGUUCAUCCAAAAGUGGUGGAAAGAUAGGAACCUCACCGAGCAAGCUACGGUGCAGACCAAUCGAGAAGCAGAGACGAAAAAGCAUGUGGCUGACCUGCGGCUACGAGAGACGCAACUACAGAUACUUCUCAUUUUAGAGGCAAUAGCCCUCGAGUCCAAUUCCUCGGAUGAAUCGAAAGAGGAAGCAGGUGACAAGACAGUGAAAGCAUCGAAACCGAAGAAGAUGCAGGAUCUGAAUGUCUUGCUCGAGCUCCAUCUUGAUCGGAUGUGUAUAUGGCACGCUGUCAGCUUUGAGGAAACGGUGGUUACGGAUUCGUUCAAGCUGCACGAUAACAACCAUUUGGCAGGGAAGAAGGUCGAAAGUGAUGCUGUUCGAGACUUCUGUACCGAAGUCAUUAUCCCAUUCUACGGCCCUCGUCUUCCAGAGAAGUGCAAGCUGAUCACACGCAAAUUCGGUGUUUCGUCAUCACAAUCUUCCAAGUCGUCCAAUUCGAAGAAUGCUUCCCGGCCCGAGCCUGGGUCACUUGUCAAGCGACAAGCACCAUCCCAGCAACAACAACAACAGCAGCAGCAGCAGCAGCAACACCCAGAACCUCAAAAGUCCCGUCGUACAUUGCAGCGGGUGUUGACAGAUGAAAAGGUUGCAUCUCGAAAAAGGCGGCAUCCGUCCUUGACCCGCUCCAGUACGGAGCCAACACAGUGGGAUGCUAAGAGAGAAUCUAUGGAGCCAUUGUUACCUGUUCUGGGUACAAGUGUUCGUGGCGGAAUUCAAAAGCCCAAGCGUGUUGAUAACCGUGAAGUCGACCUCAACGCCGCAGCGAAGCAGCACGAGGCCAAACUAAAGAAGAUGCAGAUACUGGUUGAUCAGAAGAAAGAACUCGACGCGGCUAUCAAUGCCUUAAGGAGACCUAACCGGGAGCUUGUCGCUAGAGACAUUGCUGACGCAGCUGAUAAACGGUUGUCUGGAGGUGGUAGUUCGCGGAAACCCAAGAACCCUGUUCGAAAUCCCUUCGGUCAUGGGGUGCAGGUCAUGGCCACUCCCAAGGGGUCUAGAAAGAAGGAUGUCUCGAUGGCUGUGGGGGUGCCUUUCCUCCCCAGUCUUGCUCGGAAAUCAUCGUCAUCCUUGCCGUCUGCAAAGGUGAAUGAGCCCAGUUCGCCGUUUGGGAGCGAAGUGCAAGUCGUCCCUGGUUCUACCGUCCGUCCUGGUGCGUCCUCAUCUGGUCUCGCUUCCGGUCCUAUUCUCGGUUCGGAUAUGAGUCAGGGCGACAAUGCUGGCGUAGGCGCUAUUCAGGAGACCCCAUGUCGACGCCCUCCGCCACGGCCCGUUGGCCGUAGUCGUGCCCCCGUGAAGGAGGAGGGCCUGAACGCCCACUGCUUCUCUGGAUAUGGCCAGUCGGGCAACAACCAUUUCAGAGUGCCCAAUCUUCCUGCUCCACAUCGGUCCAAUCCCGAGACUGAGACUGAGAAUGACAAUGAGAUGGCCCCAUCUACGCCGAUACCCGUCCGUCGCGUAGGAACGCGGAAGCCAAGUUUCCAGCAUGGCCUAUCAGGCUUAUUGCGCGAAGAGAGUCAUGCGGAUAGAUGGUCUACGGUAAAGAUCCAAGAGACACCACCGUCGAAACAGAGUGUAAAUGGCAUAGCUGGUGCGAUCACUGCGGCCAAGCAUGGGGACGAUAUUGCGCCUCCCUGUCUUCACCAUUCUCCACCGGCGAUAUUUUGCACACCAGUGAAGCACACAGCCAAACCGGCGAUCUCCCCAGCGAUGGCAAAGCCAGAGACACCAGAGAAAUCGAUCUAUGAGCAGCUGGGAUGGGAUGCAGAGGACGAUCUGUAACCGGGCUAACUACAUUUCUCGUAGCGAGCUCGGAUCUACAUGGCUGCUUACUGUUCACGUGGGUUUUCUGCAGGCCGAUAGCUGACCCCCACUGUCUCUUGGCGAGCACUACGCAUAUGCUUUUAUCCUAGAGCACUCGUACGCUUUGCUUUGCUUUGUGUCUAUCAAACUCAAAUUUAUCAUGUCUCAUUCUGCGCCCGAUAAGACUGCAUCGGUCUGCGGGAGGACAUCCGGACGGACGAUUAAGGCAUAACUUGGACCGCAAGGCCGAUGCACAGACAGCAUCAACAAAGAGAAAGCCUGCUUUCUAUGUCAUCAUCGGACAAAACUCCGUGGCAGAGGAGGGCGACGUCUUUUGCCCAGAGAUUUACCGCGAUGGCAGAUCAGCCACGGCCUUUAACAGGAGCCGGUAGCGACAGUGGUGGACGAAGAACAGGGGUUCUCGGCAUUUGAAUACCUCGGAGGUGCAUUUAGAGAGGUGUUUAGACAUAACCUUUUCAGGACGACUGCAGCAUGACGGCAUGAAUGUAUAUACGAUGAAAGGUAAAUGGGUCGGUGGAGUUUGAGCUUACUGUAUAUUUUCACUGUCAUGAGGCGGCAUUGGAUGAAUUCUUGCAGCUGAAUAGCACCAUAUCUUUGGCACUGUGGCAUAUAUCACUAUCCCACAGCGGCUCAACAUGAACUUAAUUGUCUUAUCUCGUAGAUGGACAUUGUAUACUCCUGGAUGCAGUUUGAAGCGUCUUACGGACUUAAGAAUCCCUUGGCUACCCAAACUCUGGAACAAGCGGUGUAGAUAGAAGAGCAACAGAGUAUAUAUUAGGCAUUAAGUUGUAGACGAUGGACCAUCUUGGCUCCGGCCAAGAAGCGGUCUGAACUUAUACAAUAACCUUGAAUAUAACCAGUUUAAAAUAAGGUAAAAGAAAAGAAACGAAACCGAAUUCUCAAUUGAAACACAAUUCAGCCAAUUAUUCCGAUCUUCUGUGUUUGAAGUGUCCAAAUGGCAGUGGAUGCGUAUAUUAUAUUCUUCCUUGAUAGAAAGGAACAUCGACGGGCUACUACUUAGUGCAUAUUAUUCCAAAUAACGAAACUCUGGGUCUUUGAGUUGAUUUUUGCUGUUAUUGAUUUAUGGAUUUGCCUCUGGACUACUAUUGAUCAACGUUGGAUGAUGAUAAUAUAUAUUAUACACGGUGCUAUGAGUUGCUGGAGGAUCUCAGGUCCAUUUCUCGUCCGGACUUGCUAAUAGUAAUAAUUCCCGGAAUAAUAGUAAAAUAAUGAUAACGACAAUAACGAUAACAAUACCAAUGGACAGAUAGCUUCGUAUGUUCUUAUAGUUCCGUGGCUGCGGGGUUGACGCAGACGCGGAUGGACACAGACUUAAGAUAGAUGCGCAAUACGAUAAUAAUAACAGCAGACGAGCAGCAUCGACAUCAUCAUCACUAAUUCCAUAGUACAUGCUGAAAGUACGCGCGUAGACAGAAAGCGUCAUUG